This is a messenger RNA of Arachis duranensis, 1777 nucleotides long. RefSeq names its product E3 ubiquitin-protein ligase DIS1. Gene Ontology annotation, molecular function: protein binding; zinc ion binding; ubiquitin protein ligase activity. Gene Ontology annotation, cellular component: cytoplasm. NCBI's taxonomy places the organism in Eukaryota, Viridiplantae, Streptophyta, Magnoliopsida, Fabales, Fabaceae. The record is from RefSeq and is a predicted model, not a curated record. The coding region runs from base 631 to 1545 and encodes 304 amino acids. Gene Ontology annotation, biological process: ubiquitin-dependent protein catabolic process; multicellular organism development. The transcript is spliced from 4 exons.
UGAAAUGUCAAUGAUCAAUCAUCUACAUGUCUUUUUAUGGUUGAAAGUGUCCUUAUCUCUCAUUAUAAGUCGAAGAGUUGAUUACCUUUUGUUGGAAAAGAACUAAGCAUUCCUGUUGGUCAAUAUAAAUUGGAUUUUAGAAUCAAAUCAUUGAAAUGUUUGAAUGACAAAUGCUCAUGUUUUUGGAUGUUUGUUGUAAUUUCUAUUCUUUCAUAAACUCAGCUAUCAAACAUUUAUAAUUUGUCAAGCAUACAAUGACUAUGUGCUAUGUAAAUUGGUUUUAAAAUCAAAUUAGAUGAACACCAUGCAUAUUUGAUACUCUCAAGUCUCAAUGUAGGAGCCAUAUAGAGGCAGAAUUCAUUCUUUGACUAAAGAGGUGUAAUUAGAGUAAACACCCAAAAUUGGUUCCCAAUGAAUUUCAGAUCAAAUACUUUGGUCCCCAACAAACUUUCAUUACUGUGGAAAUCCCUAACAAAUUCUGAGGGACUUCUAGAGUAAUAAAAAUUUGUUAGGGAGCAAAGUGUCCAUUUUGGACAUUUUUGGGGACCAAUAUGAGUGUUUACUUGUAUAAUUCAUUGGUUGUAAUUGAGGAGAUGUGCAUAAGGGCUGUUGCAGAUUGCUUUUAAUAGCAUGGCAUCAAGUAAUCCAUUCUUUGACGAUAUAAGGACCAAAACUGAAGUUGAUCCCCCUCAAAAUGAGGAGGCAACAGAUGUUAGUGAAUUAGUAAAUGAUCCUGCCCUAACUGCUCUCAAACCUAAUGGGACUGUUUCAAGCAGUGUUCGUGAGCUUUUAGAGUGUCCUGUAUGCUUGAAUGCAAUGUACCCUCCAAUCCAUCAGUGUUCAAAUGGCCACACGAUAUGCUCAGGUUGCAAACCAAGGGUCCACAAUCGGUGCCCUACUUGUAGGCAUGAACUUGGCAACAUCAGAUGUUUAGCACUAGAGAAGGUGGCUGCAUCUUUGGAACUUCCUUGUAAAUAUCAAGGUUUUGGGUGCAUUGGUAUCUAUCCAUAUUAUAGCAAGCUGAAACACGAAUCCCAGUGUGCAUAUAGACCAUAUAACUGUCCAUAUGCUGGUUCAGAAUGCUCAGCGAUGGGUGAUAUACCCUACUUGGUGGCCCAUUUGAAAGAUGAUCACAAAGUGGACAUGCACAAUGGUAGCACUUUUAACCAUCGUUAUGUAAAAUCAAAUCCACAAGAGGUUGAAAAUGCCACAUGGAUGCUCACGGUUUUCAGCUGCUUUGGUCAGUAUUUUUGUCUACACUUUGAAGCUUUUCAGCUAGGAAUGGCUCCUGUCUACAUAGCCUUUUUGCGAUUUAUGGGUGAUGAUAACGAGGCAAAGAAUUAUAGCUACAGUCUAGAAGUGGGUGGAAAUGGGAGGAAAAUGAUUUGGCAGGGUGUUCCUAGAAGCAUUAGGGACAGCCAUCGCAAGGUUCGUGACAGUUUUGACGGUCUCAUAAUUCAGAGGAAUAUGGCUCUAUUCUUCUCUGGCGGCGACAGGAAAGAAUUAAAGCUAAGGGUUACCGGUAGGAUCUGGAAAGAACAGUGACUGUUUAGAGAGAUUGUGUCCUAGCAGCAAUGAUAUUAGAGUGAAGUAGUUUGUAGCGCAGCGUAUUUCUUAUAGUGAUGAAUAUUCUGGUCAUGUAUUCUGUUUUGUCAUGUCAUUUUGGGGGCAAACACUCUUUGCUAAUCCUUGUAUCAAAUACAUGAACAAGAAGUAAUGGUGUAAUGUACGAUCACUAUGAUAAUUGCCAAUAGAGACGUAGAACCUUAGCCUGCUC